Eucalyptus grandis is the source of this 2589-nucleotide messenger RNA. RefSeq lists its product as uncharacterized. The coding region runs from base 144 to 1931 and encodes 595 amino acids. The record is from RefSeq and is a predicted model, not a curated record. Lineage: Eukaryota; Viridiplantae; Streptophyta; Magnoliopsida; Myrtales; Myrtaceae. The transcript is spliced from 12 exons. Gene Ontology annotation, molecular function: protein binding.
CUUUCCAAAUCCACGGGAGCCUCUCGUUCGUUAUCCGCAAACCGUCAUUACACCUGCCAUCGGCGCAUCGCCCUCCCCUCCAUUCUCGCCGUCGCCGCCGUCUUCUCCUCCUUCUUCUCGUCGCUGCCGUCGAAGUUCCGGAAAUGACCUUGAGCUUGUGCUCGUGCUCCCCGUGCCUCUCUCGCUUCCCUCUCUCUUCCUCCGCCCUCCACCUCUCCCGAUGCUCCCCCACCAACACCGCCCUGCUCUCCAUCCUCCUCUGCGGCGGCGGCCACUCGGCAGCUCCCCGCCACCUCCGGGACUCGCCUUCUCCCUCCUCCGCCGUCUCCCGGCGCCCCUUCGAGAGCAGAGCUUCGCUGAGCGAGAGCGAGAGCGGCGUCGCCGGCGAGGAGUCGUCGUCGUCGUCCUCGGCCUCCACCUCGGCGAUUUUGAGCGACGAGGUGGUCGGCGAAGCGUCCGGCGCUGGAGACGCUGACGAGGCGCUGCGGAUCAUCGCGGAGAAGGCCGGCGGGAGCGGCGGCGUGGUCGGCGUGUCUGAUUGCUGCUCGAUCAUGAACGCGGCGCUCGAGCGCGGGAAUGCCGAGCUGGCUCUGUCCGUGUUCUACGCCAUGCGCUCGACUUUCGAUCAAGGUCUAGGUGAAGACGGUGCUUAUGUCGGCAGGUGGAGAUGGUCCAGGCCCGACAUGCGCGUAUAUUCGCUGUUAGUUCAUGGUCUUGCGGCAUCCCUAAGGGUUUCUGAUGCUCUAAGUGUGAUUGAUAUCAUAUGCCAAGUAGGGGUUUCUCCUGGCGUGGAGCAGGUCCCUUUCGGGAAGGUUGUGAGAUGUCCAAGUUGUAUGAUAGCUGUCGCCGUCGCGCAACCCCAAGAUGGUAUUCAAAUUGUUUCCUGUGCCGCCUGCCGUUACAAGUACGAGCUAGUUUCGGGUGACAUUAUUAGCAUUGAGUCUGAAGAGAUCAGCAUGGAUGUUCCAGCAUGGAAACGGGGGCUAAGAUUUCUGAAUUUAACAAAGCAAACUAUUCCUGCUGCAGUUCACUCUGUUGUGGUACAGACCCCUUCUGGCGUGGCACGCACUCACCGGUUUGCCACUGAAACAGCAACUCUUCCUGCUCAGGCAGGAGAGAGAGUAACAAUGGCUUUAGCAGCUCCAUUAAAUGUUUACCGGGAGGUGGGUCCAUUAAAGUUUAGCCCAAAGGCUCCCAACUUCUACCCUGGUGAGCCUAUGUGCCUCACAAACCACAAAGAUGGAAGGGAAUCACUACUUUUAAGAGCACCUGCCAAAGACAGAAAUUCAUCAUUGUUCAAUCCAUCUGUUCUUUUUCCACUUCUGGCUGUGCUGGCCACUGGAGAUGCUGCAUCUGGAUUGAUUGAUCCCAGCUUGCCUCAGCUCCUUUCAGUCGGUGCUGUUGCAUUUCUCACAGUUGGGGCUACUUUAAAUUUGCUGGUUUUUCCCCAAUUAAGCAGACUACCCCAGCGAUCAGUCGAUGCAACUGCAAUCAAACAGCAGCUUCUGUCUCAAUAUGCCGUUCUCCAGUCUCGCAUCAAAGAUCUGAAAGAAGCUGCUGAAAAAGAGGUAUGGAUGUUAGCUCGCAUUUGUCAACUUGAGAACAAGAUUUAUGCUGUUGGAGAACCAUCUUACCGGGCACGGAAAAGUAGAGUAAAAAGGGUGCGAGAAGGCCUGGAAAACUCAUUGAGGGGACGGAUUGAAUUAAUUGAAAGUUAUGCUAGAAUAUCUUCAAUGAUUGAAAUUGAGGUAGAACUGGACUCUGAUGUUCUGGCAGCUGAAGCAGCAAGCAACGUGGAAAGUGUUGCUGAACAAAUACAGCAGAUAAUGGAGAUAGAAAAACUUGAAGAGAAAUGGAGGCUACAAGCUGAAGCAAAUGAUGAAGCUGAAAGACUCCUCAGUUCCCAACCCGUAGUUACAGAACAGGAUUAAAUUAUAAAUAACUGCUUACGCAAUUUUGGCAUGGAAUUUCGUCUACCUGCUUCAUGAUCUUUUGCCAGAUCAUUCAACCGUCAGCAGGCGAUCUUCUUUGAUGUUGUAGGGUGGUACACGGCGUGCUGAACGGUCAGUCUUUCCAUAAAAUGACAACACUGGUCGCAAAAUCGGAAUCCUUUACCAGUUUUGGGGGAAAAAAUGACCCGAAGUUGGCACUUCUUAUGCACGGUAAUUUCACAAGAUUCGGCUCCUUUGUAACCCAGUCCAGGCUAAGGAGGCUGUGUUCUUGGAUAGUUCUUCUGUUGUUACAGUCAAUUUGAAUCUCUUUUCUCCUCAUCAAUGCUGUUCCACAAAGAACAAAAAGCUUCUCUCUAAGAAAGAGAGCUCUUGCUUAAUGCUUUCAAUGUUGAAAAUCAUGGAAUUGCCUCCGUGACCGUGACACUGUUGCAAGAUAAAUACUGUAUCAGUACAUGUAUGAUGUUUAUAGGUGCCUCUCAUUUAGUUACAUACCAGAAUAGAAGGCCCGAAUUUUUUUUUCCAAAACAGUCCUAUUGCGCCAAGCUAGCAUAGUCUGUCCAUCUCCACCGAACUAAUUGUGGUUAUGUUGACUGCUAAGUAUCAUCACACUCUGAAGUUAGUUGAUGUGGAACAAUCA